CGCCGCUAGAGCUACCUCCGUGUCUAAGCAAGACAAGGCCCCCUAGAGAUUGAUCAACAACAUAAGUAUGUUUUUAGGCUCCACCACCAGAAAGGGAGAAAAACUACAUAAGCAAUGAUGCUAGUAAGAAAGCUUCAUAAAAACUACGUUUAUUUCCUGCCCUUUUUAGUAUGCUUCUUUACGACACUCGCGAUCGCGAACAACGUGAGACUCAAGGAACGGCCAGCUACGCAGGAAGAGGCGUACUACACGGAAAGCAGUCGACAGUCGGAGUCGCAGUCUACACUUAGACUUGACGAAGAUAAAAAAGAACCUUCCUCAGAGAGCAAGGUCGCGGAUAGCGUUGCACAUCUUGUUGCCGCAACUUCUUCGUCUGGUAAUGAGAACGGCGCGUAUCACGACGAAGAAGGGGCGUCGUUGUCGGAAGACAGCGCACCGCAGUCGGUUAAACUCGAAAAAAAUGUCAUCACAUCAAGUGGUCAAGUCAAGCAGUACGUCGACGGGGGGCCGGGCGUGCUGGAUGAUGACGACAGUGCCGUUACUUCUGCGGCUGGAAAAAUAGGCGCAACAAGGAAGAGAGUCUUUCGGAGAGAACAAGAUGUUCCGAUGACCCGAGAGCAAAAACCCGUGAAGCAUAUUAAGCCGCGAAGAGACCACAGGAGAACGAGCAAGAAUGGGAGUCAACGACAUCAUACCAGGAGUCGAGAUGAAGCGAUCAGAUUCAACAAGAAGCGGAGAAGAAGAAGAACCGUUCCAAGAAGAGAGAGAAUAGCCGUGCUAGAAACGAGAGGCACCGACGCGGAUAUCGAAGAGGACGAUCCAAAUGGAUACCGAACAAAGUGUACUUCUUUUUGACUAUCUAAGGUGCGCAAGCAUAUUACAUUGUGCAGUAGAUCAUGAUCAUCGCAUCUCGGUGCUACUUACCGUAUCCGUAUCAUCCACACAUCAAUUUGCCACUACGAACAUUGACUACAUUCAGGCGACGCGAUAAGUUUAGUCGCGGCUUGGCGAGCGUGCGGGAUUUCCGAUAAGAAACUAGAGAAAUACGAAGAGGGUGACGACACGAGUUCUCUCGCUGCUGACGUUGAUGAUGAUGUUUUGUGUAAUCCUGUUUGUUAUGGCUGGCGUUAAGUAUGAAUUGUAUCAAACUCAGGUUACCAAAUACUGGAAGCAUACAAAGUAAGGACUGCUUCUUCCAGUCAAUCCUUAUAGCGGCGAUGAAAAUUCUACCACCAAAGGAUGUUAUGUCUGCCUUGGUUCUUCUAUCUCUAAGUCUCUCAGCUCGCCUCAGAGAUGUGUGACGAAUUAGCGGGUGUUAGUCGUCGAAGAAACGUCGAAAUUCGAGAAGACGACUCUGCGUGCGACGAAUACUGGACACGAACCGAUGAUGGGACCAUAAAACGCGAGGAUUGGGCAGGUAAUGACGUGACAGAAGAGGAGGAGGAAGAAGAAGAAGAACGAGAGGAUGGCUCGGCGGUUUAAGGCAUAUACUUAGUAGACAUAUCAGUAUUACAACUAUGGAUACAACUAGAAGGCCUUCUGCUAAAUUUCUAGGUGUAAAAUGAGUAGUGUUGUUGACAAAUGGGCAGUAGACCACGUUGUUCUUGACCUCAGUGCCUCUAUGGCUCUGGGCUAGAUCAACGUCCUAAAACAAGCGCUAACAAAGUGGUGCUGCGGGUUUCUCACUGUGGGGCGGAUCACCGCGUCGGAGUGGCGAACGAGCUGCGUUCCUGCCCUUUUUGUGUCUGCUUUUCACAACAGCUAUUCUCAGUUCCUGAAAAUAAGAAGCAUGACAAAAUGAGAUAUCGUGGCAUAGUCGAACCUCGAGCCGCCGCUGCAUUCGCUGCUUGCGGGAAGUUUCCCUCUC
Amoebophrya sp. A25 is the source of this 1867-nucleotide messenger RNA. Lineage: Eukaryota; Dinophyceae; Syndiniales; Amoebophryaceae. The record is from the annotation of a GenBank genome assembly.